GUGGUGGUGGUGGAGGGCUCUCCGAGAUGAGCAGGUUGUACGGGAUACGGUCCCUCGCCGAGGCGCGCGCGUAUCUGGCCCACGAGGUGCUGGGCGCCCGGCUGCGCGAGAUUACGCGCGUCGUGCUGGAUUCAGAAGUUGAAGACGUCGAGGAGUUGAUGGGUGGCGAGACGGAUCGGGACAAGUUGUUGAGCUGCAUGACUUUGUUUGCAAGGGCUGCUGGUGAGAAUGACGGUUAUGGUGAUGGCGAGGGUGGUGCAAGUCAGAGAUUGGAAGAUGCCGACGACAAUGCCGGCCCGGGACGAAGAGCCUCAAUCAGCAACGAGUCCGACAGCAACAACGACAACGUCUUCGCUGCAGUGCUGGAAAAGUACUUUGAUGGCAAGGGCGAUGUUGUUACGGAACAAGCACUCGACGAGGAGGUCCUGUAGCUUUCCGUCGUCGUCAGCAUCUGGCAAUUCACUCUACGGUUUAGGUGCUUUUUGCGACGGCAAGCGUCAACUAUCAUUAGCGACACCAUGCAUAGAUGUCCUCCUUCCAUUACAGUGUCUGGCGGUACAAGCACACAUUGGCAUUUAUCCGAGUUCGGGAUCGAGCGAGCCGUGUAGUUGAACCUCAGGCGAUUUACCACGUACACGGCCGAUUUGACUUUCUUCUUGCCAGGACAACGUCUCUGCUCACGCUAUUUCAAAUCCUCGGCCGAAAUGAAGAAUCAUGACAAGCAAGAGGCAAAAGCUUAUAUUACUCAGAUGCCCAAGUUGUCAUAACGCAUUCUUACAUAAGUCAUGUGAGUGACGCAUGUGACCGCCGAGGGCCCUAUCCUACAUCAGACGAUCC
This is a messenger RNA of Microdochium trichocladiopsis, 837 nucleotides long. RefSeq lists its product as uncharacterized. The coding region runs from base 27 to 431 and encodes 134 amino acids. The transcript has a single exon. The record is from RefSeq and is a predicted model, not a curated record. NCBI's taxonomy places the organism in Eukaryota, Fungi, Ascomycota, Sordariomycetes, Xylariales, Microdochiaceae.